Molecule: messenger RNA, 9777 nt
Organism: Leishmania major strain Friedlin
Lineage: Eukaryota; Euglenozoa; Kinetoplastea; Trypanosomatida; Trypanosomatidae
Exons: 1
Coding region: 1-9777 (3258 amino acids)
Source: RefSeq, a predicted model, not a curated record
AUGACGAUGCCUCCGGUACCGGAGGCUGAUCUGCUGACUGGGUCAACGGUGCCAACACCCGGGGGCGACGCCGCAGCUAAGCGACAUGAUGUGGAAUCGGGGGCAAGCAUUCACAGUGCCGACGCCGCGCGCGCGAGCUGCGACGUCGAGCCGCUCGCUCAUCCUUCUUUUCCGCCUCCGCCGCCCCCGCCCGCGCCUCAUCCGAACGCGCUCGAGUCGCUUCCUGCCAGUGUCGAUGCGUCCCGGCAGCUGAGGGAGUGGGGCAAGGGGACCGUUCCGUGGACAGAGCCGCUUGCGGAGGCCAUUCUGCUGAUGUGCAACAAACUUGAUUGCGAGAUGCGUCAGAUGUGGGUCGCGCGCGCCGCGCUGCUCUACCUCGUGUUCGAAGAGGGGAAGGACUGUGCCGACGCCCUGCAGCCACAGCCCGCUGCGUUGGGCGCCCCUGCGAGCAGCCUGACGCGCACGCCAAGGAGUACUCUGAACGACAAGGCGCAGCUGGCGCUCGCGCUGAUGCGGACGCUGGAGGUGCAUCGUCGUCAGAGUCGCCUGAUGCGUGAAGUGCUGCGCCCGGUGACCAUGCGGUUUGCGGUGCACUUGCGUGAGAAAGCCAAUGCUGCUGUGUCUUCCGACGCGCUCGGCAGCCGCAGUGAAGCUGCAGCGGGGGCGCUCUCGGAGCUGAAGAGCCGUGAUACGCGUGCUGCAGGCGUGAGUGGCGACGGCAAGGUAACCACGCAUGUAUCAUCCGUGCCGCGCGCCGUUGCCGCGCCCUUGCCCCGGCGUGAGGGUUCCUUUGUGAAUCUCGAGCGCUACCUUGCAGAUGGGCUGCUGCCGCUGCUCUACGGCGAGUUCGUCCACUACUGCCGCGCCGUUGAGCAGUGGCAUGACUGUAACUACCGUGCGGUGGUCUGUACCACCGUGGAGGCGACGACGGCGGCCGCUGCACCACAGCAGCAGCACGCUCCCCGACCAAGUGCACAGGACGGCCGCACGUGCUUGCCUUACAUGUCGCGCGCUGACAUCGAAACGUUUUCACUGCUCGCCGCGGUGCUGCACCGGGCGCUCGGCCUGCACAGCGUGGCUCGCUGCGGCGACGAGGUUCAUUUUGACUUGAACGGGCACAGCGCAGAUGCGUACACGUCUGUGGCGCCGAGGUCUCACGGGGUCGCCAGCGACCCGAGCGGCGGUGUGGGAGCUUCUGCCGAUCAUCUCCAAUGCGGACGAGAGCGGUUGCGUGGGUCCAUGGCAGAUGCUGCACCUGCUGGCGCACCGCGGCCUCCUCGGAGGCCGCGGUGCCAGCCGGCGGUGUCACUGCGGGCAUUGCGGCUCACGAUUGAGGCCAUCACCGCGCGACUCGACGCGGAUGGCGGGCCUCACACCGGAGCGCAGGAGUUGGUCUCCCGGAAUUUGAUGCAGCAGGCGGGCGCGGGCUACGAUGUGCGAGCCUAUUCCCCGCCGCCGUUUGUGCCGCCGCUGCACGCCCGGGGAGCGCGCGGCGGCGGCGGCGGCCCAUCGUCGUCGUCAGCGUCAUCGCCCACAUCGAGGUUUGGCGGGGCAGCAGCGUCCUCUUCCGCGCGAUCACCGCGCACGCCCUCGGCAACGGCGCCAUCGCUGGAGGCCAUGCGAGAGGGACGCUGCAGUGGUGGCAAGGGCCACGACUGCAUGACGACAGGCAGUGGAUCACCGCGCUCGACGGCGACGACGCCGCCGCUGUCGGACAGAUUUGGGAACUUUAACAUCGGUAGCUUCUUGCCGAUUCUCAGCCUAUGCGCCCACGACCGGUCUUUCACCAUUUUCGUGACGACUGCAGCAGACGGGACCGGUGUCCAUGCUGCGACGACAUCGGCCACUGGCAGCAGCAGCCCCGCAAGUCCGACGCCAGCGGCGGAGCCCAGUGCACCGUCCGAGGAGGACGUGUCGGCGCUCGCCGCCGCCAUCUCGAGGCUUCUCCUCCUUGGUGUAUACUGGGCACCGCUCUGCCGGACGUACCAGCUGCCCGCGGUGCUGACCUUCUUCGCUCGGGCGACGACAGCGGAGCUGACGCACGCCGCUGCAGAGAAGAGCACGUCAGCAGCAGCAGCAGCGUCCAGCCCGCACCCCGCUUCGUCACACCCGACCGCAGCCUCGCGGAGCACAGGGCCGGCGCGAGAGGCGGAAGCGGCGCCAGUGGACACGAAGGUACUUCAGCUAGUCCGUGACGCGCUUCUGCCCCCAAGUGACGAUCUUGCCGCGCCGUCGUCGCCGUUCGUGCAGCAGCUGAGCCGCCUAGUCUACUCGAGCGGGCGCUACAUUGAGUGGUUGAACUUUGGCACAUGUGCGACCAUCGCCGCCACUCUCGACCGAGUGCUGUCCCAGUGGCCGGUGCAUCGUGCCGACGUCGCAACGGCGGCCCCGGCGCGCUUCCUCAGCGGUAACGCUGAUGUGGGAUGUGGUUGCGCAAGCGACGACCGCGGGGGCGGCGGUGGCGAUGUCCGUGUGGCUACGGCCGGCACGACGCCAGUGGCUGAUGCGGCUGGCACUGUUGCGGUACCACAUGCCACGGGAUCGUGCGUCGUCUUCCGUGCGCCGGUCGCGGCUGGGAUGGCUACCUUGCAUGUUUUCGCCGCCAUCGCAGAUGAGUUCUGGUCUCGGGAGCGCGGACGCAUCAUGUGGCAAGCGAUUUCCAGACAAGCGAGACAACGCCUGGCUGUCAUGUCGAGCACGGCGCUCAUGCGGGCGCACUCGACGAGAUUCUUAGGGUUUAGCACGCACACCUGCACUUACACACGACUUCGAGUGGCAGUACCGAAGGUCAACGGCGAUGGCACGACAACGACGACGGCGGCGGCGGCGAACGGGGUUCGAGAAAUUCUGAAGGCGCCCUUCUACAUACUGCGGUUAAUGGGAGUGCGCAGCGCGGCUGCCGAGCGUAUGGGCACGCCUGAUGAGGUGCUGAGGGUGUACCGCACGAGCGAGCGUGCGGAGUCCUACAUGGCGGUGCUGAACGCCCUCGGCUGCACUACGGCAGCGCGUCCGCUUAUCGGCGAGUAUCUGAGGAGCGACUUUAUGUGGCGCACCAUCCCGAACGACACCUUUGUGCCGCUGGUCACGGCUUUGGUGGAGCUGGAGUUGACAAGUAUGACGGUGCCGGAGCUCUUGUUGGUAAGUGGCAGCCUGGAGCACAGCACUGGCGCGAAGCAUGGCUGGACCGCCAGCUGGAGCCUGCCGGGACGGUUGGCUGGAUGCUGCUCGUCGCACACGAUGACGAGCUUGAACGCACGCGUCGAGCCACACGAGCUGCGACUGCUGACCGCAGACGAUGAGGAUGCUUACACCUUCUGCAUGGAAACCGAUGCUCGCGAGCUGCAAGAGAUGGCUGGCACGGACACUCGCCACGGCGGUGGCAAGCUCCCUCUUCUCCAGUUCACACUGCGCCGGAUCAGCAGCGAUGGCCGUGUGCUGGAUCCGCCGCUGUCAGCGACAACGACAUCCAGUGCCGCGCACGGGCACACGGGUGUGCGAGGCAGUGCCACGCCAUCGUCCACCGUCCGUCAGGUUUCCCGCCAAGGCGCUGGUGGGGCUCGAACACGGACACGCUUCGUCGGCGCACCGACGUGCUACAACCUCGAAUCGGUGGCGAAGUUGCUGUGGGAGCCUGCCUACUCAAAGUCGCCCAACGAGAGCGCACGAAUGCCGCUGACAGCCUUUCCGCCGCUACUUCGAUCUAUAACGCUGCUGGCGGAAGCGGAACGCCGCGUUGGCGACGCCAUGCUGCAUGACGCCGCCGACCUCCGCCGCGAUGGCGCCUCGCCCGGCAGCAGCAAGUGUCACGCAGGCGCAGCGCCCCUGCGUAUUUGCAGCGUCGAGCUCAUCUUGCGCAUGGCCUGGCGGUUACUCUUCAGCUCUGCCUCUGAGGCCUCCGCAGUGGCAGCGCCAACGGAGGCGGUGUCGCUGGAGGCCCUCGUGACGUUGUACCUGAGCCUCACCAGUGUCGCGAGUCAAUGGACCGUUUCAUCGAACACGCGCGCUCUCGACGCGCGUGCUGCGUCGCGUGAGCUGGCCGAGACGUCUCCCGCCGCGGGCGAGCGCGCGCGCAAGAUCGGGGGCGCCGCCAAGGCGUUGGCGCCGCCGUCCAUCUUACUGGCGGUGGAUUGUUGUUUGGCGCACUGCGAAGUCGCCCUGCGACCGCGGCUGAUGGCGAUCGCGCUUCACACGGCCGGCAGCAGCGCGGGUGACGCUGCACACAUAAAGCCGGAACACGUAGCGACAGACCUACGGGUAUUGCUGCAGCUGGCGGUGCUGACGGAGAGACUCCUGCCAUGCCCGGCAAAUAUGGCUGCACCGGCGACGGCGACGGCGGUGGCGGGUAUGCCCGUUCACGAGCUGAUCCACCGGCAGUUGUUUCGUGAGCUGGGGGCGAGUCUGCGCGAGGCACCGCUACAGCGGAUCGCUGGAGAGGUGUCGCGGCUGCCGUGGUGGGUAACGCGGCGCGCGCAUGCCGAAGUGAGCGGGGACGGCACGUCGCCGCUGUCGCCCCCGACCUCAUGGGUCGAGACGCUUUUGCUACGGGAGAUUGGUGCCCAACGGCUGCCGGUGGCCGAGCGCGCCCCUACCGCCGCCGCCGCGCCAUCGGCGGCGUCGUGCUCGAGCACGAGUCACCACAGCUUCGAGCUCUUCGAGUGGGCAUUGCUGCCGUUCUACACGAAGCUGGAAGCACGCCAGCACGAUGCGAACGCCGCCGCCACGACGGCCGAUAAGGCUGCGGCUGCUCCAUCGCAGUCACAUUCGACAGCAGCGCCGAUGAUGGAUAGCUUCUUGUGCCUGGAAGAUGCGUACCGUGACUGUGCCGCUGGGCUUUCCACCGGCUCACCGUCCGGCGCCACCACGGAUGCCACUAGCGUCAACGGCGACGGCAGCACGACGGCGUUCCAGGCCAAUGACCGCUCCGCUGCGCCACACAUGGCGACGCUCGAGGCUGCUCUGCACGCCUUGCCAGCCCAAUGCGACUCGUUUCACAUCCUUCUGCACGUGGUCCGGCAGCUGUUCCUGUCGCACCCGGUUCUCCUCUCUACCGCACCUGACGCCGCGCUUUACUAUGAACUACGCACUGCCCGCACGGCGCCCGACCACGCAACGAGCAUCGCGUCGGCCACUUCAAGUGCCUCAGCGCCGGAGCACGUUCUGGGGGCGGCAGUGGGACGGCAGGCGUGGGCAACGCUGCCGACGCAGCGAGUGGAGCUGCCACACGACCUGCGCCAGCGCUACGUCGACGCCCUCUUCCGUUGCUUCAAGCGACUUGUGCCCCACCACAGCUGCACCGCAGAGGAGCUGGUGGAGCUGCUCCACCUUCUGUGGCUGGCGGACCCACACGCCUCCCGCGUGGCUUCCUCGGCUCCGUCGUCGUCGACGAAGGCAUCGACGUCGCAGUGGGCGAGCCUCUUCGCACGAUGCCGCGACUUCGUAAAGGGGUCGAUGGCUGAGCUGGAUGCUGCCGUCGAGAUGCACGACACAAAUCCCAGCUGGAAGGAUGGCAAAGACGUCGGCGCAUCACCGUGGCUACUCCGGAGUGUGCCGGAUGUGCUUCAAACGGUGUACCGCACUGUGCACUACGGCCUCACCAAGAGCAUCGUGCUCAAGCCUCGAGAGAUGCACUGGCUCUCCGUUAACGCCAUGGCUCUUCACCCACGAUCGAUGGUGCUCUUCCUGCACUGCCUCAACAUUGUAAAAGGGCUGGAGGAGCAGCGCCAGCAGUGUGCCUCCACGCCACAGCCACCGUCAGAGCCGCCGUUGCCGCCGCGGCAGCAGCGAGCACAGCACUCGCUGAGCAGAUGGCACCAGAGCACACUCGAGUUCUUCCAGCCCUUCGUCGUGUAUGCCGCGAUCACCGGAGAGGCGAUAUCGGGAGUGGCGACGAUGCGCUACAUGCCGCUGAUGCUGGGCUCUUUGAGCGAGAUGGACCCACAGCUGGUGCUCGUCCUCAUGCAAGCCACGUUUGCAGGGGCCAUGUGGUCCGGCGAUGCUGGAAAGAAUCCACAUGGCCGUGGCGGGGGCAGCAGCCGGCGUGAGCGAGCGAACGCGGUGAACACCGUCUUCUAUCGUAAGAUGCUUGCUGCCUCACAGACGGGCGUAGGCUCCGGGCGGAUAGGCCAACAUGGUCAUCUCCAGCCCGCCCGCGCGUUGAGUGAUGGAGGUGUGCAGAAUGCAGGACGACUUUCGGAGAGCAUUGCGGCAACGAUGGCGGCGUUGCUGAUGGUGGCAAGCCACGUGCAAGCGUCGUCGACGGUGUGGGCCUCGAGCAGAGGAGCAGGAGGGCACGAGGACGCAUAUUCGGCCAUGACCACACGUGCGGCGCCGCAGCAAGCGCCAUCGGCGCACAUAGGCAGGGCACAUCAUAGCGCGCUCAUUUUCCUUCGCAAUUCUCUUUAUGAGCUGCUCCUGAUGGCGCGCUCGCGCCGACCGCUGCAGUGCGCGUCCGCCGUCACGGUCGUCCAGGUAAUGCAGCUGGCGGUGGUGCAAGAGAGCCCGCGAAUGGUGAGGCUGCUGGAUUGGCUCUUCUUGAGCCUGCUGAUACCACCCGUGCAGAUCAUAGAGACGGCGAUCGUGCCCGCCGCCACCAAUGGACCGCCUCACCGCGGGAGCGGGCUCGCCGCAGCUCCUCUGGAGCACCUCUCCUCGCCUGCCACCACCACCACCGCUGCUACUCUCGCUCACGGCGACAGCGGCAGCGACGGCGAGAGCAGUGACAAGCACAGCCUCGUCAUCCGUGCGGACACUGUCGGGGCCACACGCUUCCCAGCCGCGCACGAGGCCGUGCUGCUGCUUCGCCUGCUGCCGGUGCAGUAUUGGCGCUCCCUGCUGCACCGUGAUGUCUGUUGGCCCAGGUACCGCGGGUACGCGCUGCAGAAGUUCAACAGGCGUUGGCAGUCGCUGGCCGUGGCGAGAAGCGGUGACUACACGGCUGAUACGAUGCGACAUCCCACACUCAACAAGUGGAAUCAACUUCGCGGCUCGCUGUCGUCACUCUUGCUUUCACUGGACGUCGAGUCGAUCGCGUGCCUCGUGGCGGAGGCGAUGGGGCCGAUGGUGCUAUUGGUGGUGACGACGGAGCUGCUGCGCGUGUUGGCGCGGCAGCGCGCCUGCUCGGGCGACAGCCCUACCACCGCACGCAAGGAGGCGGAGGGCACGCCACGUGCCGUAUGCGCUGCGAUGCGAACUGUGUCACGCACCGAUGGCUGCCAGCGCGCGCAAGCUGACGAGUGGCCAGCGGGGAACGCUGCGCAGAGUGACGCAGGCGACGACACCCCCUCGCCCGCAUCGUUGACGUCGUUUGAGGUGGUGCGUUGUUAUGCCUCUCCUAGGUCUGUGCUGACCGACGAGGCGGUCCAGCCAUGGCUGGAGGCGGCGUGCAAUGUAAUCGAUCAGCUGGCGAGUACGCGGCAUACCGACUUCGUGGCAAUACUUGAGCGGGAGGCAGAAUGGCAGAGGCGUGUGACGGAGGCCUCUUCAUAUCGCGGCGCGGCGGCGGAGGAGGUGCCCCUCGGCGUCUUCCGCCAGACUGCCGUUGAGGCAAUGGCGGCGGCGAGAGCGCCUACCAAGGGAGGUGCCCGUGAACCCGCUGCGCCCGUGCUUGACGUCGGUGAGGAUGGCGUGACUGAGGUCAGCGACGCCGUCGACCGUGCUGGGGCGCGCGAUAAGGCUGCGCUUGGCUCCGCCGCCGGUGCGCCGGCGGCAGGCGACGAUGUGAGCGCUCUUGGAGGCAGCGACGGAUGCGGUGCGCCGACGACGGACCUCUUCACUACCACGGCCACCGCGCCGGACGACGCCGUGGGCGAAUGGCCUGAUGACUCGGACACGACGGCAGAGCGGCCGCUCGUGCUUGACUGGAGGCCAAUCGCCGAGUUUGUGCGCGCAGUGCGUGAGGUGGAUCCAGGCAUCGUACAACGACAGGUGCGACUGGAGUGUUGGAUGCGACAGCCGGAGCUGGCGGUGGGCGCGCCAGCGGAGGCACGGGCGCUGCCAACGGCGCGCACUCGCCCCUUCUCGCCAGCAACGACACCAGCCGCUCCGUCAGCCUCACUCGCAGAGGCAGCCGUGGCGGGCGUUAUGGAUGAUGCUCGUGAUGCGUUGCACAACGCUGCUGGUGCCAUCCUGCAACAUGCACGCGCGUACUGGCAGGCGGCGGAUCGAGCACAUGGUGUGCGGCCGCUGCUGAUGAUGAACUUGUGCGACGCGCUGAACCUUUAUUCUCUCGAUGCGCAGCAGGUCUGCCAUGCCGGUGACAGCGCCGCUGGCGGGCAGCUGGUAAGCCCCACUUACGAGGGCGAUGCAGCCAAAGACCCGAGCGACACAGCCUCCUCCGCAGCCAGGGUCAGCACCCGUGACUCUGCCGAGGUCGUGGAACAGGCUCGCUGGCUAGAAUACGUCACUGGCGGCAGCGGCUUCGACCGCGGCAACGGUCCUGCUGCGUCCUGGAGCAGUCUCUCCACGACGAUGGUACUCGGGCUGGUACGCCCCUGCCCCGCCCUCUCGGUGCCGUCGAUUUGCGCGCCCAGGGCAGCGGGUGAGGCGACGACGGUGGGCGAGCACAAGCGUCGGCGGAUUGCCCUGCUCCGACGCGCCGGUGUGUUAGCCUCGGCGCAGGAGAUGGCAGAGCGGUGUCGCGCGUACGGGCUGCGCUGUGCGAUGCGGCAUGACGGCGCGCACACCUGGCAAGCCAGGUGUGCGACGGAUUUCUGGCGCCGGAAGUCUUGGCGGCUGCAGCGCGAAAUUUUCGAGUGUGUUGUCGGUGACGAGGUCGUCGCGGCGGCUGCCCGCGCACGCUUGCACGCCUCGGACAGUGGCGUUUCAGCGAAUCGCCAUGCAGAGGCGGCCAGGCAGGAGACCGCAGCAGCCGCGUCUGCGGCCGGGCGGCCCGUGACGGAUGGGUGCAUGUCUGACGUGGAGCGUCGUGCUCGCCACCGACUCCAGCUUCUCCGUUGCGAUGACCUCGCGCAGCUGCUGUUGCUCAUGACGGCCAAGACGUCGGCGGCGCCACCGUUGCCGAGUGCAGAGGCUGGCGCUAACAUGGAAACGGAUGCAUCGCUCUCGCUUCUAAGGCUUAAGAUGCGUGUCGUGAUUGAAACAAUGGCGGAGCUGCUGCCGAGCGCCUCCACGAACGAACUGAUGCAGGUGGUGCUCGCGCUUCUCAAGCUCUCGAUCUCUGCCGCAGCGACUGACGCCAGCAGCACCGACGCGACCGCGUCCCAGCUUCUUCACUACGUGUGUCUCGAGGCGCGGCGCGUGCUGGCGAAUGUGGCGGUGCUCGUCGCCAACGAUGUGGAACGCUUCACCUCUGGCGAGUUGCUUUGGCUCAUCACGCGGCUGCACACCCCAUGCAUUCGGGCGGCGGUACCGCCUCACGCACAGUCGGCUCAGCAGGCGGAAGGUGGCGCGGCGGCGCGGAGCGAGACGUUUCCGAGGCCUACGCAUGACAAGACGUCGGGAGACGAGCCUCUCGAUGUGUCGAUGUCUUUCGUGUCAGCAGCUGUCGCGCGCGCCAUCCGCGUUGUCAUCGAGGGCACCAGCGACCCCACGGGCAGUGAGCGAGGCGACAGCGCUGACCCUGCAGAUGAGAUCGGCGAUGGCACUGAUACCCCGACUAACAGGACAGCUGCUGUCGACGACGAGGUGCCAGUCAAUGCUCAGUCGGCGUCACCCGUGACAGUGGCGCUGUGGGCCAACGCCGUCGCUGCGGCAGAGCAGCUGCAAGGGAAGUCGCAGAUGCAAUACCUGCUGCAGCUGGUGGAGCGCUCGGCGGUGUAA